Messenger RNA from Crotalus tigris (Tiger rattlesnake), 1720 nucleotides. Its product is annotated as major histocompatibility complex class I-related gene protein-like. Gene Ontology annotation, biological process: immune response. The coding region runs from base 88 to 1320 and encodes 410 amino acids. The transcript has 9 exons. The record is from RefSeq and is a predicted model, not a curated record. Gene Ontology annotation, cellular component: external side of plasma membrane. NCBI's taxonomy places the organism in Eukaryota, Metazoa, Chordata, Lepidosauria, Squamata, Viperidae.
GGAUUGUUGCGCUUGUUGAUCGACGCGACUCUUUCUCUGGCUGCGGCUUCCGGGAAACGGAGCGCGGGUGGAGGAUCGCCAGCCGGGAUGUCUCUGCGCUCUGCGCCCCUGUUGCUUCUAGUAUUGGUGACGGUCGCCUCGCAGGAGAGCCGCUUCGGCAACUCCUCGCACUCCCUGAAGUAUUUCUACACCUCCAUCUCGGACUCCAGUCAGGAAUCGCCUCAUUUUGUUGUUCUGGGGUACGUGGACAGUCAAGUCUUUGCUCACUACGACAGCAACAGCCAGAAGUUCCAGCCUCGAGUCUCCUGGAUAGAGAAGGUGGAGAAGAAAGACCCCCAGUACUGGGAAAAAUACACCGAGAUAUUACGUGACAACGAGAAGCUGUUCAAAGAAGACCUGGAGAAGCUGAAGACUCGCUACAAUCACAGCAACGGCCUGCACACUUGGCAGAAGAUGGUCAGCUGUACGCUCCAGGGUAACAGGAGCAGAGGACUUUGGCAGUAUGGCUACCAAGGGAGGACCUUCAUUGCCUUCGAUGAAAAGACCUUCACCUGGGUGGCUUCCGACCUCCAGGCCCAGGUGACCCAGAGGGAUUGGAAUGCUAAUCCAAGACUGAAUCCGUACAUUAAGACCUACCUUAUGGAGGAAUGCAUUGCGUGGCUGGAGCAGUUUCUGUCCUACGGGAAUGAGGCGCUGCUGAGGACAGACCCCCCAGAGGUGACCAUGAGCAGCAGGACGGAGGUGGAGGAUGGGAUGGAGACGCACGUCUGCCGCCUGGAUGGCUUCUACCCCAGGGAGAUCGAGGCCUCUUGGAGGAGGGACGGGGAGGUCUGGCUGCAGGACACCCUCCGUGGCUCCGUGGCCCCCAACGCAGAUGGGACCUUCCACGCCUGGCUCAGCAUCCAGAUCGAUCCCAAAGAGAGGGGCCGCUAUCGCUGCCACGUGGAGCAUGACAGCCUGAAGGAGCCUCUGGAUGUGGCCCUGAAGGAACCAAAAUCCAACGUGGGGAUCAUUAUCGGCUGCGUUGUGGCUGGUCUUGUCCUGCUGGGUGUGAUUGCUGUUGGGAUCUUGGUAUUUCUUAAACUAGACUGUGGAAGAUGGGCCCCCUUUUCAUUCAUGCCAGGCUGUUUUGGGAGUGGAGACCCCCAAGGAGAAACAUCUGGGACAAGGAACUCUCCAGAAGGAAGUGAAGAAGGAUCUAAUAAUUCAGAUCAGGGAAGCAUUGCAAGCACCCAGGCCAUGUUGCAGCCCUCUUGCAGCACGAAUGGACAUUCCCAUCGAAAGGAAAGAGGACAGAAGAUGAAAACAACCGCUGUCUGAAUUAGGCCGGACUCUUAGAAGGAGCCCUUCAGACCCUUCCAGCAUGCUGGAACCAGGAUGUAUUUUGGGUCUUGCUCUUCAGGUGCCUCAUUUUAUGCAGUGGCCCAAGAGUGAGGAGACCCCUUGAUUGAUGGGAAAGAAGGCCCCCAUGUUACCACAGAUGCUUUCUGAGCCGAGGAGUGAAAGUGAAAAGUGAAAGUGAAACGGGCGGGGUCUUUCGCCUAUUUCUUUUUGGGUUUCCCAGAUGCCUUCAAGAGCUGGCCAUCUUUGAGAGCCUAUAAAGGGGACUAUUUCAAGCAGCCACAUCCAUCCCGGGGCCUGUGGGCUAUGUGCAGCCUUGGACAGCUACUAAUGCAGUCCCACAAAACCUUUGGCGUUAUAAUAAAAAUAUACAAAGUUA